GAAAAAGCGUCUAGAGGAGUUCCGAUGUUGCAGGUGCCCGUUGUAAACUAUACUUGGUAACGGUAAGGAUUAACUUCAUAAUCGCGUUAUUGUGCAGUAAUCCAAAUACUCAUAAGAUUAAUUAAUUAUGCCGCGAAGAGGAGGAAGUGAUAACGGAUCAGAGAAUCCUGAACUGGUGGGGACUUUUGAGACACUUCGUGAUGAGGGCGAACACUUCGUUCACGUCAAGCAAUGGCAAAAAGCAAUCGACAGCUUCACAAGGGCCAUUGACAUGAACCCUGAGGACAAGAAAUGUUAUGUGACGAGAUCAAAAUGCUGGUUACAACUUGGCAAUGCUGAGAAUGCUCUUAUUGAUACUGAGGAAGCCCUCAAACAGGACAAAGAGUACAUCCCAGCACUAUUACAGAAGUCAGAGGCAAUGUACCAGUUAGGAGAUUUUGAAACAGCCUUAGUGUAUUUUCAUAGAGGACAUAAAUUAAGACCAGAAUAUCAAGAAUUUAGACUGGGAAUCCAGAAAGCACAGGAGGCCAUCAACAACAGCAUAGGAAAGCCAGAUUCGGUCAAACUCACAGCAGAAGGUGACUUGACUUAUUUCUACAAACAAGAAGAGUUAUUUCCAACGGAUGAAAAGGCCAAGGCCAAAGGGAAGAAGACUGGUGGUACCUAUGGAAAACCAGGAGCCAAGAAAGAGGCAGCUAAGGAGAGACAGAGGCCCCAGGGGAGUGGGGACCAGAAGACCAUCAAGCAGCUGCUGGGCGAGCUGUACGGUGACAAGGACUUCCUGGAAAAACUACUCAGUGAAGACAGUUUAACAGGUGAUAACAACCCCACAAAUAAAGGCAUUAGAGAGAAGAUCUAUGAUGGGCUGGAGUACUUACAUAACCGAGCAGACUUCUGGCGGCAACAGAAACCAAUGUAUGCCCGUAAACGGGACAAGAUGAAGCAGAGACAGAGUGCAAAAGCCCGCAACCAGGACCCCACCAACUACCUACUCCGGUGUCUAGAGGAUAUUGAUGAUGAUCAAACAAAGGAGCGAUAUGAGGAGAGCUUACAGAAAGCCAAGAAGACGUUGAAGACAGUAGAAAGCAUGAGUGAUGAUCAAUUACAGAACAAGGCCGAGAUUCUUGCUAAUCUCCACAGCCAGAUAGGAAAUGCUCAUCUCGAACUCGGCAAACACAAUGAAUCACUCAAACAUCAUGAAGAGGACCUCAGGAUUGCCAAAGAGAAUGAUUUGGAGGAUGCCAGGUCUCGAGCCUUGGAUAACCUUGGAAGAGUCCAUGCUCGAAAAGGAAAUUACGAGAAAGCCAUAGAUGUAUGGGAAGAAAAAUUACCCUUGAGUAAAUCUCCACUAGAGAGCACCUGGUUGUACCAUGAGAUUGGACGUUGUUACCUGGAGCUACAGAGAUUCCAAGAUUCCAGAGAUUUUGGAGAGAAAGCCAUACAGGCCGCAAAAGAAGCGGAGGAUGAUGGCUGGCAGCUUCAUGCUAGUGUCCUUGUAGCUCAGUCAGAGGUGAAAUUAGGUGACUUACAGUCAGCAGCAGAAUCGUUUGAGAGAUCGUCAGAACUCGCUAAAAAACUGAAUGAUGCUCCAGCAGAGGCAGCUAUUAAAAAGGCAAUGGAGGAGGUGAACAACCGGAUAGUCCAGGGUGUGAAGGACGGAGACGAGAAAGAGGACGACAAGGGGUCCGUGAAGUCAGAGGGGGGCAGGAAGGGCGCAACCAGUCAAACUUCAGUCAAGGGAAAUGAGAAAGAUCAGGAUGAAAAGAGGAGUAAACAUAGUAAAGAGGAUGGAGACCAAGACGGCCGAGAUGAGGAUUACCCUGAUGACUUUGAACAGGACCAGCAAGACAAUGGCAGUAAUCAGGAGUCAAACUCGAAACCUGAACAGACAUCAAAACAGGAGAGCACUGAGUCAAAACCCGAUGAAAAUCCAAACGCAAUGACAUUAGACAAUGGCAGAAAUCAGGAGUCAAACCUGAAACCUGAGCAGACGUCAAAACAGGAGAGCACUGAGUCAAAACCUGAUGACAACACCAAUACAGAGGACAAGGACAAUGAACAGACAGAAGCAGCAAGCCCUACACAACCGCAGUCUCCCUCAAAAAUAAAGCCCUCCACUAGUCCCCAGUCUCCAACAAAAUCAAAGCCCACUGCUAGUAAAAGGAAAGAGAGCAAGAAAGGAUCUGAUAGUAGGAGAGUCAGCAAGGAGUCGCAGAAGUCCACAAAGAAUGCUCCUGGUCACAAGAGUGAGGCACAGAAGAAGACGUCCAAGUCCUCCUCAAAAGGAAAAGCUAGUCCUCCAGCAAAGAAAAGCAGCACUCAAGAGAAGACAGAGUCUACAGAAAAGGAACCAAUGGAAGAAAACUCAAAGAGAAAUGAAAUAGAUGAUGAAAAUGACGAAAUAAGAAAGGUGUCGGAGGCCAACUCUGAAGUUAAUUUGUUUGAAAAUGAAGAAGACAAAAAAGGUCAUUCUCAAGCCAAACCAACAUCAAAGCCCAAGAAGAAAUCUUCUGUGGAGAUGCCACCCAGAAAGAGGUCUUCUCCUAGUCCAUAUGAACAAAAUUCAAAGACGACAUCCACUACUAGUACAAAAAGCAAAAAGAAUUCUACAUCUAGCAAUGAGAAAAGUGAAGAGAAGUCCAAACAAGAGACAGAUGGGAUAGAAGAUAAGUCAAAGGUUGAUAGCAAAGAGGAGCUGGCACUGGACAGCAAAGACAAAAAGCAAACUGAGGAACUGCCAGAACAGAGUAAAUCAGAGGAAAAUGUGUAUGAGGAGAGAAAGGACGGGAAUCAAACCGAGCGGAAAGCCGAACCAAAGGAAAGUGACUCUGAGGGAAAUAUAAUGCCCUCACAAGAUGAAACAAAUGUACAAAUGAUCAGUGAUGAAGAUUCAGCAGUGCCAUUAGUGACAGCAGACAAGGAUUCUAAAGUAGAGGUCGAACCUUAUGAUACAGAGGCCUCAGAGAAAGGAUUAGGUUACUCCCACCCAUUUGAAAUCAAGCAGAAAGAAAAUAAAGAGACUACAGAGGAGAAAGAAGAGGCAGUGAAAUCUUGAGACGGACCUGAUGUGUAUAAAACGAACAUUUUUAAAGACAACAAUUCGAUGGAGCCUUAGAAGUACAUUUAUUUACGCAGUAGCCAGUUUAAGGGAGGGGGGGAUAACAUAUUUUGAUCAAACAUUUGCCACAUUGUACUGCUAGUAUCGCAGGAAUCUGUUGUGAAAGUUGCAUGAUGUUUGCAGCAUUAAGUCAACUUCAAAUAAUUUUUCAUACAUUAAACCUCUUCUAAAUUUUCACUAAAGCAAAAUAGUGUUUUUAAACUUUUUGAUUAAAGUUUGGUGCAUGGAAAGGGGUCAUGAUAUCUGUAAAUAUAUUGUGAAUUUCUAUCUGAGAAUCAGUACUUUUAUUUCCUAAAAUCUACUCGAGAGUUUCCAGGGGCUUUACCCUAAACCUGCUGGGAGAAUAGAGAUGCCCCUCCUUCUCCAUCAUAAUACUGGAUCUGUCACUGCUACGCAGCCUUUUUAAUAGCAUAACAUUUUAUUACCCAAACUGAAACACUGUUAUUGUAAAUUUUAUUGUAUUCAGCUCAUCAAUACAUGUAGUAGGUACUAUGAAGCAUAUUGUUGAUGUAUUGAUUUGCUAUAAAAUGUUUUGUAUACUUUUAAUAUACAUAUUUUUUUUAUUUUUUUUUUUACAUAUAUGUGCUAGAAAGCUGUUUGCAUUAUAUUCAAAUUAUGUGCACAGUCUACGCAAUUUGUUAAUAAAUUUAACUAAUUUUU
This is a messenger RNA of Ostrea edulis (European flat oyster), 3778 nucleotides long. RefSeq names its product outer dynein arm-docking complex subunit 4-like. Lineage: Eukaryota; Metazoa; Mollusca; Bivalvia; Ostreida; Ostreidae. The coding region runs from base 128 to 3055 and encodes 975 amino acids. Gene Ontology annotation, cellular component: cytoplasm. The transcript has 18 exons. Gene Ontology annotation, molecular function: protein binding. The record is from RefSeq and is a predicted model, not a curated record.